Messenger RNA from Pipistrellus kuhlii (Kuhl's pipistrelle), 7502 nucleotides. RefSeq names its product 6-phosphofructo-2-kinase/fructose-2,6-biphosphatase 2 (gene PFKFB2). The coding region runs from base 1145 to 2701 and encodes 518 amino acids. The record is from RefSeq and is a predicted model, not a curated record. Gene Ontology annotation, cellular component: cytosol. Gene Ontology annotation, biological process: fructose metabolic process; fructose 2,6-bisphosphate metabolic process. The transcript is spliced from 15 exons. Gene Ontology annotation, molecular function: ATP binding; fructose-2,6-bisphosphate 2-phosphatase activity; 6-phosphofructo-2-kinase activity. NCBI's taxonomy places the organism in Eukaryota, Metazoa, Chordata, Mammalia, Chiroptera, Vespertilionidae.
AUUCCAGUUCAGGCCCCGAGUAUACAAAUAGGAAGAUGAUUUUUCCCUCCCUGCCUUUGAGGAUAACGAGUACUGUUGUCGAAAGAGAGGGUGGGGUGUAAGGGACUCAUCGCCACUGCAUUUCACAGCAGCGUGAGAAUGCUAGAUAAUGGGACCCCUUUCAAACCCUGCAUCCCUAGAACCAACGGCUGUGUCUAGCAAAUAGAUGCUCGGCCAAUACUUGCCGAAUGGAUCUAUAGUCGCAGAGGGCAAACUAUCAUAGACUGGGAAUUGUAAUAGGGCUUCCAAGGGAAAUACCAUUAGAGCUGUUUGAAGGAAGAUUUUUAACCUCCAGCUGAAGGAGACAUAAAGACAUCUCUGAAUUUUACUUCUCUUGCAAGAAAUUCAUACUCGUUGUCCUUUUUCCAUCCCCAUAGAGCAGUACGCCCAAACCUGCGUAGGGGGGGGGAAUGGGGUUUAUCCACAGAAUCCAGCGCACGUGAAAAGUUUGAGAUGUGCAAACUCACCUCCACUGCACAGACCUCUACCUCUGAAUGAGUUAUAGGUAACCUUUGACUCUUUUCACGCCUCUCAUGACCCAUUUUCCUGCUGGAGCCGUUUUCCUCUUUGGUUCUUCAAGAUGACCAUAACAGCAGGUACAGUGUGGGAGGCAGGAGGGGGCGUAAUCAAGGUGGUAGACAGACGUCCAUGGAAUAAGUGGAUGGAUCCAGAGAAGUUCGCGGUUCAGCACUUAGUUGGUUUUCUUCAUUUAGAAAGUCUCAACCUCUGAGAAAGAUAUGCAAACACCCUCAGCUGUCAUCCGCUCGAGAGCGGAGGCUCCAGGAGGAAAGGGUUAACCUCCCCAAAGUUUUGGUCUUUCAAGUCACACCCACUCCCGACGGCUUUGUUCACACUCUCGCGAGAGUAUGCAAAAACCGAGAUACCGCUUUUAACAAACCCCACCCCCAGCCUUGUUAGUUGCCUAGCAACGACGCAGCCAACCUCCGCCCGUGCGGGGCAACUUGGGAACUCGCUCUCUUUUCCCCUUCACGGCGCCGUCCUCCUCGGGGAGCCUGCGUCAGCGAGUCCGGCCGGAGCCCCGCCCCCCCGGAGUCCGCGGGCGCCGAUUGGUCGAGGAUUCUCUCCAGACCCCUGAAGAGCCGCCAUGUCUGAGGAUCCUGCACCUUCCUCAGAACAGAGCGACAGCAGCUGUCAAACCAAAGCCUCAAGUCUCCGCAUGUCCGAGAAGAAAUGUUCAUGGGCAUCCUACAUGACCAACUCCCCGACUCUCAUCGUUAUGAUUGGCUUGCCAGCCCGGGGCAAGACCUAUGUGUCCAAGAAGCUCACACGUUACCUCAACUGGAUCGGAGUGCCCACCAAAGUGUUUAAUCUUGGGGUAUACCGGCGUGAAGCAGUCAAGUCCUAUAAGUCCUAUGACUUCUUCAGGCAUGACAACGAGGAGGCCAUGAAGAUUCGCAAACAGUGUGCUGUGGUGGCACUGGAAGAUGUUAAGGCGUAUCUCACCGAGGAGAGCGGGCAGAUUGCGGUGUUUGAUGCCACCAAUACAACUAGGGAGAGAAGGGACAUGAUUUUGAACUUUGCCAAGGAGAAUUCCUUCAAGGUGUUCUUUGUGGAAUCUGUCUGUGAUGAUCCUGAUGUCAUCGCUGCCAACAUCCUGGAAGUAAAGGUGUCAAGCCCUGAUUACCCUGAAAGGAACAGGGAGAAUGUGAUGGAGGACUUCCUAAAGAGAAUUGAGUGCUACAAAGUCACCUAUCAACCCCUGGACCCAGACAACUAUGACAAGGAUCUUUCUUUCAUCAAGGUGAUCAACGUGGGCCAGCGGUUUCUAGUGAACAGAGUCCAGGACUACAUCCAGAGCAAGAUAGUCUACUACCUCAUGAACAUCCACGUCUAUCCCCGCACCAUCUACCUUUGCCGGCACGGAGAGAGCGAGUUCAAUCUCCUGGGGAAGAUUGGGGGUGACUCUGGCCUCUCGGCGCGGGGCAAACAGUUUGCCCAAGCUCUCAGGAAGUUUCUGGAGGAACAGGAGAUAGCGGAUCUCAAGGUGUGGACCAGCCAGCUGAAGAGGACCAUCCAGACCGCGGAAUCGCUGGGGGUGACCUACGAGCAGUGGAAGAUUCUGAAUGAGAUUGACGCUGGCGUGUGCGAGGAGAUGACCUACGCGGAGAUUGAGCAGCAGUACCCAGAGGAGUUUGCACUUCGAGAUCAAGAGAAAUAUCUGUACCGCUAUCCUAGCGGGGAGUCGUACCAGGACCUGGUGCAGCGGCUGGAGCCUGUCAUCAUGGAGCUGGAGCGCCAGGGCAACGUCCUCGUCAUCUCCCACCAGGCUGUCAUGCGCUGCCUCCUGGCCUACUUCCUGGAUAAGGGCGCAGAUGAGCUGCCGUACUUGAGGUGCCCUCUCCAUACCAUCUUCAGACUCACUCCUGUGGCCUAUGGGUGCAAAGUGGAAACGAUCAAGGUCAACGUGGAGGCCGUGAACACUCACCGCGACAAGCCAGCUAACAACUUUCCCAAGAACCAAACCCCUGUAAGGAUGAGAAGGAACAGCUUUACACCUCUGUCCAGUUCGAAUACAAUCAGGCGUCCAAGAAAUUACAGUGUUGGGAGCCGGCCCCUCAAGCCCCUCAGCCCUCUCCGUGCCCUGGACAUGCAAGAAGGGGCCGACCAGCCGAAGACCCAAGUCAGCAUUCCGGUGGUGUAACUGUGUGUUUCCCUCCAGUCCUGGCCUCCUGCCCUUGCCACUAAUCACCAACGAGUCAUUUAACUUCCAGUCCCCGCCUUCCCGACCACGAACGUGAGGCCCUGUGUUGCAAACCAACCUUAGCUCUCCUGCAGUGUGAACCCUCUCCCCAUCCUGGGGCAAGUUGCUUCAGAUCACGUCCUCAUUGCGUGGUCUGGAGGAGGAGGAAGAGGGGUGAUCGCCCCUGGACUGAUUAGCUUACCUGGGACUGAGGCUAAGCAGGGCCAGCACAUUGGUCCUUGACAGUCUCUGGUGUCCAAAAUGACUAAUGUCAGUAAAUUGGGGUGGAGUGGAGGGGGACACAUGAAGCCCAUUUUCCCUUUACCUUUGUCUCUUCAAAGUGUGCUUUACUCACAGCUCUUACCUGCCUGCUUCCUUCCCCCUCCCUCAUCUCCCCAUUGGAUUGUCUAGUGUGAUGCAUGUCAUUGUCACUGUAGUGUCUGACUAGGGGGGAAGGGAAGGUCAGCAAGAGAAAUUUUCUCUGCGAGGGGUGGGGGGGUGGGGGGGGAGCCUUUUCUUUCUCCUCCCUUUUUCUCAAGCUGGGUCUUGCUAGGGUCAGCCUAGGCUCUAGAACAUCCACAGAUGCUCUGGAGCUAGGAAGUGGAUGUAGGGUGAGAGCUCUUGCCUCCUUUCAUGAGAAAUAGCCCUAAGGUUUUGCUGCCCUGGGGAAAGCUGCCUCUGCGAGAGGGGGAAGUAGGUUGGUUUGUGUUUCUCUGGAGCCAGGCAUAGGCCUUCUGGCAGCUGUGGGGUGAGGUUUAGGAGAGAGGGCGGUCCCCUGCUGCUGCAGGGCUGUCUCAGGGCAGGUCCUAUCUGUUCUCCAGUGGCUCCCAGCUUCUCUGCCAGCCUCUGCCAGCCAGUGACCUCGGGGGCUGUUUAGAAGGACAGUGACCACUGAUUCAGGAGUCGCCACUGAUGUUUGAAUUGCUCAAGUCAAAAGGCAGAGAAGAGUUCAUCCAGCUGCUUAUUAUUUCCUAAACACUCCUUUUUAAUGAAAACAUCUCGAGGAGGCUUUGGGACCCUGCGGGGUCUAGGUUUUGCUGCUUGUAUUUAUUUCCCUAUUCCGCUCUGUCACUUUAUUUCUUUCUGUAGGAUUAAACAAAAGAUGUUUACAGCCGGGAUUCUUAGCCCCUCGGUGAUUUACGAUGGCAUGCUUCUCCCCCUGAAUUUGUAUGUAAAACAUGAAUAUGUGGGCAUUUUCACAAGAGAUUUUUAAAAGAGAGAGAUGACUCCCCAUCUUGAAGUUAUCAGUUUGUCUUUUAGAAGUAACCAGGGAGAACAUAGUAGCUGUUUGCCCUGGGGUUGGGGGUAGAGGGGGGUUGGUGACAGAAGACCUUUUGUCAAUAUUCUUAUCCAGGAAUUGUCAUUGGAACCCCCGUUAGCACUUUUGAAAUGUACACAUGCCUGGGUCUGUUUUAGGCUCAUUGUUCACUCAGAAUCUCUAGGGUUGGGGUCUGCACGUGCCUGUGGUCAAACAGCUUCCCUGUUGGUCCUGGUGUGUUCUCCAGGUUGGAGCUCCAUUCUGUGAGGUUUGUUAAAGGAAUACUGGGACAGUAGUUCCUUAGACAAAGCAGCAACCUAGGGAUUCUGAAUCUCCUGGAGCGAGAUGUUUCGCAGGUCCCAGUACUAAAAGCGGGCUGCUGUGUUCUAGAGUUAUUCUAGGUCCUAUCCCAUCUUUAACCACUUACACUGCAGGAACAAAUCACUAUGUAAAUACAUAAAUGUCCUUGGCUGAUCGCUGGGGAUUUUAAGCACCUGGAUGUAGGCACUGAGAUAAAACCUGUAGGUUGAGAAAGAUUAUCCUCAGAGGCAGCUGACUUGUGACCUUGAGUCCUUUAUUCUAAUUGGAAAUCUAGAACAGGACUUCACAGUGAGUUUCCUAAGGCUGCUUGCCUAGAUUCUGCUUGGAAUUACCUGCUCUUCCUGCUUAACCAUUUGCAUAAUGUGUACUUAGUUCUCAAUUUGUGGGGCUUUGGGCUAGGUGGAGUGGGGGUGCAGGGAUACAUAGAAGCAGAAGAAAAGGUGCUUGCCUUGAAGAAGGUUAUAUUAGAAUCAGGGCAUAUAAUUUAUAAUAAGUGAGCAUUUGUGAAACAGGCAACACUGAGUCUGUAGGUGCGGACGCUAAAGUGGAGUACAGAUUACUUGACCUUUCUCUUGUCCUUGACCAUAAGCCUGACCAAGUUGGGAGGUUGGAAUGCCACAGGUCACUGAGAUGUUCAUGAGGAUGACUUCCCUGCACUACCCCCUGUGCUAGUUUGCUUCUCCCAGAAGAGGAUCCUGAGGUGGUCUUAGUAUUCUCAGAGAGGACACAAGAAAUUAGAGCUUGACCACAGCAAGGGCUUCAGGCAUUCUUCAUUUUUAGAGCAAGAUUUCUCCAGAGAAGGUUCAACAGGAAGAAGCCAGGAGACCUUAGGAUGGAAUAGAGCUACAAAUUUUAUUUUAGAUAUUUCAUUUUUAAAAAUAAUAUAUUUUUAUUGGUUUCAGAGAGGAAAGGAGAGGGAGUGAGAAAUAACAAUGAUGAGAAUCAUUGAUUGGCUGCUUCCUGCAUGCCCCCCACUGGGGAUCGAGCUCACAAUCCAGGCAUGUGUCUUGACCGGGAAUCGAACCGUAAUCUCCAGGUUCACUUAACCACUGAGCCUUGCCAGCGGGUGAGCUACAAAUUUCAGAGAAGUCCUCUUCUAUCUUUUUUCUUGUCCUCCUCUCUUGUUACUUGAUUGUGUAUUAUUCUAUGAAGAAAAGGUGGAUUCGAGCAUUUUUUUUUUUUUUUUUUUUUUUUUUUUUGCCGAGCCUGUCAGUUUUGUUAUAGGAGUAAUAAGUGAAGGAUUUAGCAUCUAUCUAUUUUUCAGUUGCAGUUGCCAUUCAGUUCUAUUUUCUUUUAUUGCUUUAAAGCUGAAGGAGGAAUUCUGUGACAUACUUUAAUCCUCAGAUUUGAAUUUAGCUGUUACUUAUCUGUAUUGUCUUGAUUUUGUUUUGGUAAGGGGGUUGUUUUACAUUCAAUUGGAAAUCAGAAUAGGGAAGUAAUUUAAAACUCUAACAUUUUGUGCUAGAUGGUCUUAUCAUUAUCUCUGGGUUUUAUUUUUGUUUUUUUGUUUUUGUUCUUCUUUCCCCCCAAGAAGUUAAGAGUUAGGAAUACGAUGUUUGUUUUCCUAGACUGAACAGUUGAGUGUUUCUGAUGAGACUUUGCUGUUCCUCUUCGGAGGUCCUGGCAUUUUGAAGGAACAGAAAAUAGCUGUUUGGAAAUAAAUACAUCUUAAACGGUACUUCUGUGAGCAGGAGUUCUGAGUUCCAGAGAAACUAUGGAUGCUUGGGGUAGUGAAAGGAGUAGGGGGGAAGUGUCUAAAAAUGGAGAGAAUCAUAUCUUACACACAGUUCAUGGUCUUCUUCUAAGCUCAGAAGCCAGACUGUGUUUUCAAGAGAUUUGAUAAAUUUACCCAGGUGUUCCAGUGUGCAUUUAGACAUGUUUGUGUUUUAAAAUAUUUUAAUUUAAAAAGUUACAUAACAAGUGAGUCAGGUUUAGCAGGAUUGAUCUCUUACUUCCUAUAAAGGUGACAUAGACAUAAAAAGUAUGUCCAGGAAUUUAGUUGAGAUUCAUAGUGGCCAGAAGACUGUAUGUAGCAGUAGCUACAUCCUGACUCACUGACAGACUCUAGUGGGGUCAAUAUGCUGACUGAUAGACUCUAGUGGAGUCUGUAUGCUGACUGAUUGACUGACAGACUCUAGUAGGGUCUGUAUGCUGACUGACUAACAGGCUCUAAUAGGAUCCAUAUGCUGACUGACUGACUCUGGUAGGGUCUGUGUGCUGACCGGCUAUACUAGGAUAUGUAAGCUGACUGUCUGACUGUUUUGUAACUGUACCAGUUGGGAGUAUAUUAUUGUAGUUCUCUGUCUAUUGCAUGUGUCCUACAAAGAAAGGAAGUAAACACUCCACAUGUGUUUUUAGGGGCAAGUUCUGUAAAUUAUGAUUUCUAAUAGACAUUGCUUUUAGAGUGGCAGCCAAAGUUUCAUUUUUAGAAAAUGAAGGUUGUGUAUCACUUGUAUGACAUUUUGUAAACUCAGCUAAGGAAAUGUCUGCUCAAAGCCUGAAAUGGUUAUUCUACUUGAAGUCACCCCAUUCGUUCCCCAACUUCUAGGCGGAUUCCACUUUUACCACCUGUGUCUAAACCUUCUGUGUCCACAGCUUCUUUGUUAUAGAAUGUAGCACUCCAUUGGAUAAUGUGGUGAUGUUAGUCUGCCAUGCAUUUGGCGCUUAUUCAUAACCUAAUAAAUAAAAAUGCAAAGGUAAUUUUACUUUAAAAAUUUUAAGAGGUGGCAAAGUAUUCUUAGUAAGCCUUUCAUUGGGUCUCUAUGACUGAUAUUUACCUAUUCAAUGUUUUGUUUCUGAAUUGCUUAUGUACAUUUUUAAAAUUGUUUUGAAUUAACUAGAUCAACUCAUUCUGAUAUGGUAAUGGUUUUGCUAUGGCAAAAGCAAAGGACUGAUCACUAACUGUGCCCAGGUUGGGAAUAGGCUAAGUACUAUUGGGUUGAAUGGGAAUGGACUGGAAUGGGAACCCAAGCAAUAGAAUUAUCCUGCUGAUUUCCUAGGCACAGCUCUGUUGAAAGAAAGAAUGUAAGUCCUUAACAGCAUUCUGAUUUAAUCUGGUGACACUGAUAUCAAAAUAUGCCACUCAGAUCCACAGAAGGUGUGUAUAACUGUACUUGAAAUGUGUUUUGUGUGUGUGUGUGUGUGCAGAAUGGGUAAAUAAAAUUGUUAAGUAACUUGAACCUA